Molecule: messenger RNA, 1308 nt
Organism: Psylliodes chrysocephalus
Lineage: Eukaryota; Metazoa; Arthropoda; Insecta; Coleoptera; Chrysomelidae
Source: the annotation of a GenBank genome assembly
AUGCCUGUUAAAUCGGAGCGCACGAUGAGUCUAAUCGAUUAUUUGAAUAACGAGGUGCUUAACUGGUCGGGAAAUAAUAUUCUACUCCCAGAUGAUAUAUGGCAAAAAUUCGAAUUAGAUUUCCCGGAAUUGGUUGGUAUCAGCGAUAUAUUUACUGAAGCUGUGUUGGCGGCAGACAAGUUAGACAAGUUGUUGAAAGCAGGCAGCGAAAUCCGCAAUCAUGACUGCAUGUGGGCUGGGCAUUGCGCCAGCAAAGAACAUCCUACAGAUGAACCCAGAUCCCAAACGAGUUGUAUGGGGCCUAGACCACCCGACCUCAUCUCUAGACAUAUAUCUCUGACGGAAAUGAAACAAGAAAUCAUGGGAUAUUCAACAGGUCAGCAGAGCCUUCUUAAACCGGCGGUUAGGGCUGCCGCUAUGCCACAAACGCCGCCGAUGUCUGAUGAUGAAGAAUCCAGGACGAAAACCAUCAGCGUGCUUAAAUUAUUUCACGAGGCUGAGACUAUUGAAGAAUGCGAUAUAGACGACGACAGCGAUUUGUGCGAGUACUUCGAAGAGAACGAAAUUAAACAAGAAAUUAUCGAACCGGUGAUUGAAGUUGUCAAACCCAAUAUCAACUCUUAUCAAUUCGCUGCGGAAAGUGACCACAGCUACCACAAGGGCAAGAGCUGUGCAAUGCAGAUAGCCAAUUUUGGAAUUGAUACGCCUUCUGAUUCCGAAGAAGAAAUAGAUGUCGUCAAUGUCAUCGAUAAGAAUCAAUUCGCAAACAGGAGCGUAUUCUCUUUCCCCAACAACCCCUCCAACAGAGAUCGCCACCAAAUCCAAAGGCGGAUGGCCACCGCCAUCUCGAAGAAGAAAGUGCCGGCUGGCGUGAAAACCAUGAUGCCCGUCAGAAAAAUCGCGACCCCAGAAGCCUCCCCCAUGAAGAAACCCGCAGACACCAGGGGAAUAAAGAGGAAACAGUACAGGACACCAGUCAACACCCCCUACAAGCGCCGGAAUUACGGCAACAGCAGUGAUAGCGAAGCCGAACCUUCCGAAAAGCGAAGCCUCCACAACAACAUGGAGAGACAGAGGAGAAUUGAUUUACGUAACGCUUUCGAAGACUUGAGAGUGCUCGUACCAGAAGUCAGCAAAAAAGAACGGGCCGCUAAAGUGGUCAUACUUAGAGAAGCUGCACAAUACUGCGAUCAACUUACCACUCACUCCAAUAACUGCAGCAAACACUUAGAGGACCUGAAGAAACAACAAGAAUUUUUAAGGCGGAGAGUGUCGCUGUUAAGAAAAAAUUUAGCAGCCAAACGUUAA